Molecule: messenger RNA, 1960 nt
Organism: Xenopus laevis (African clawed frog)
Lineage: Eukaryota; Metazoa; Chordata; Amphibia; Anura; Pipidae
Gene: ccdc15.S
Product: coiled-coil domain containing 15 S homeolog
Exons: 10
Coding region: 82-1530 (482 amino acids)
Cellular component (GO): centrosome
Source: RefSeq, marked provisional
GGAAGGAAAGCUAUUCUGUUACUAUGGUGAGCACUGGGGACGCGGCCGUUUUAAAGUGUUAGUCUGUACGGCGAAUGGAAAAUGUCGCCGCCUGUCUCAGUGUUGGUGGAAGGAAAGCGUAAACAGAAUCCUGCCGCCACUGUGAGAUUUAAACCUUCGCGACUGGUGGUGAACCAAGCAGUACUGGCCGAAAGGAACCCAAGCGCAAUUGCACCAGUGGGAGCCUGGGUGGAAUGUGCCCCUAAUGAUCAUUAUGAAUGCGAAGGCAGGGCCAUGGUAUCUGCUCAGCUACUGGAAGAACAACUGUUACAGUAUGAAAAAGAAAAACAAGAACGGUUAAAGCAUUUUCAAGGAGAAGUAAAGCGUAGGGUCAAUCAACAUGCAAGACUGAAGAAAAAACAGCAACUUCAAAAAUCUUAUGAUGCAAUUAUGAAGGAAGGUUUUGCUUUGAAACAAUCAUGUGAGGCUGCAGUGCUUUUGAGUCCGAAAAAGAAUACCUGUACUUACCGAAAUACAAAGGUUGCCAUUUGUAGUCCUUGUUCCCAGUGGGUUUCAACCCAAAAAAUACAUGAAGAGGAGGAGGAAAAUGAAAAUAGAAAUAAAUUACUUAAAAACCAUACACACUUGCUAAGCAAGACUAUGAAGCAUGUAAGACACAGACUAGCAGCCUUGAAGACUGUGGAGGGAGAUGAGUUAACUCUUCCUGGUGGCAUCUGGAAGGUCUCACCCACUAGAGAUAAUCCAGUAUCUCGGCAAUCCACUGUCAUGCACCAGACUGAAGAAGAUCUUGAAGAGUUGUUCCUGACUGGAUAUCAUGACCUCCCAGUGGAACUACUGGCGCAGAACUCAGAUGCCCCCUUGUCAGAGAUGGGAUAUAUUAAGACUUCUAAGAAUCUUUUGAAGCCUACAUGCAGUCGUUUAAUGAAGGAGUCUUACCCCACUGGUCCUUCCCCAGCAUUUAGCACAGAUUACCGUGCAGCACUUGUUCUUCGACCAGGUGUUGAUGAGGAGGAGAACCGAAAGCAGCGGCAAAACCAGUAUCUCAUGUACAGACGACUGUUUAUGGACAUUGAAAGAGAACAAGUGAAGGAAAUUAAAAGGCAAAAGGAGCAUGAGAAGAAAAUUAAAAAAAUUAAAAGAGAGCGAGAAUUCCAAAGGCAAAUAGAGGAGCAGCAAUUGCUUGAUGAAGCAGACCAGGUCAAUGAAAAUUUACACGAAAAGCAAACUGAGUUGUCAAAUCUUCACAAUGAGCCAGAAAAACAACCAGAAAAUGGAGAGAAAACACAGAGGAACAUAGAAUACGUUCGGUAUGUUGCAGCUUUAAGAGCGCAGAUGAAGGAAAAGAUUCAACUGCAUAAAAUUGAAUUGCCACCAUUAUGUUGUUGUGGCUCAAAUUUUUGGGAGUCACAUCCAGACACGUGUGCAAACAACUGUGUUUUUUACAAGAAUCCAAAAGCCUAUGUUCGAGCCUUACAGUCUGUGAUCUCUUCGCAUGACAUGUGGGAUGGAAAUUUAAGCUCCAGAUUCUAACCGGUAGCAUCACUUCUGCAGAAAACAGAAAAACAUGGACAAGUGCCUGAAAUAAUUUAAAUUGCACAUCUUAUUUAUUGGAUCUUUAGUCUUUUCUAGAACUGCUCUGUCUUAGAUAGAAUUUAUUUACAUGAAUUAAGUAAUAAAAAUAGAUAUAAACCUAGUUCGAGGUUUACAAAAUGUUUACAAUAAUACAUACAACAUCUAUUAAGUUUACCACUUCGGUUGAUAUUUAAAAAUAUCACCAAUGUUUUCACUAAGGAAGUCAUUCUAAGUGAUUCUAAUUACCUUUCUUGUGGAAUAAUUUAGUGUUUUCUCAAAAAUGCAUGGUUGACCUAUAUUUAUAUAAAAACUAAUUGAGUGAGUUGAACUUUGUUUUCAUUGUUAUCCUAGAGCUGAUCAAACAUAUAUUAAAAGCAAGAAAACGAUA